CCUGCAGCUCACAUUUUGUUAUUGCAGAAAUCCUUCACUGAAUUGUUUCAUUUUGCAAUAAAUCCUCCCAAAGCGCCCACUUACAUCCACGUCAACACAGUUUCGUUCCUAGAAACUUUUUAUAUAACUUCUUAAGUUAAUGAUCAGUGAAGGUUUGUUGGGUUUUUCAUUGUUUUUUAACCGGAAUCCGGUUUUUCCAGGUGUGUCGCUCCGCAGGUGUGUCUACACCUUGCUUUUCGUCAGUUAAAAACACGGAAGUUUUGAGGCUGAGGGAGGUUCUCCUGCGGAGUGAGGCAACACUUCAUGCUGUCAUCCAGUCUCCAGCGCAUAAAUCUGUCCAGACUCCGAACCUGAACGCUUUCUGAGCGGAUCUUUUGGUGAAAUGGCAUCCGCCGCGCAGACGCAGCCAGGCGGCACGGAGAGCCUGACGCCGUCCGCUGUCAACCACAUUUUGAUGGAGUUCGUGAUUUACUUCGGCCGAGCCGUGGCGGUCUUCUACCCGGUGUACCUGACCGGGUACCUGGGCCUCAGCAUCAGCUGGAUCCUGCUCUGCAUGCUCAUGUUCACCUGGUGGCAGAAGAACCGGCGGUGGAAGGACGUCCGGAUCGAUUCUGCGAUCGAUUUAGUGGAUAACGAGUCGCAUAUUAUCAGCAGCGAGCUGAAGAACACCUUACAGAUGGCUUCAUGGGUUCACUUCACCGACGUUGAGAAAGUUCAGUGGGUGAACAAGGUGCUGGAGCAGGCUUGGCCCUUCUUCGGGAUGUACAUGGAGAAACUUCUGAGAGAAAACAUCCAGCAGACGGUCAGGAUGUCCAACUCUGCGCUCAAAAUGUUCAAGUUUACCAAGAUCCACUUCGGACACAAACCUCUCAGGAUCACUGGGAUGAGAGCAUACACCCAUGAAGUGGAUCAGAGGGAAGUGAUUCUGGACAUGAACAUCGAUUACGACAGUGAUGUGGACAUCGACGCGGAUGUGAACGCAGCCAUCACAGUUGGCGUUAAAGGACUGAAGUUCCAAGGAAUGCUCAGAGUCAUCUUGGAGCCUUUGAUUAGUCAGGCGCCGCUGGUGGGAGGAGUCACCUUUUUCUUCAUUCGCCGCCCUACUCUGCAGGUCAACUGGACCGGCAUGACCAAUUUGUUGGACAGUCCUGCGUUUAGCUCCCUGUCUGAGGCGGCCAUUAUGGACAUCAUUGCGUCCCUCAUGGUUUUGCCAAACCGCAUGUGCAUUCCUCUGAUUGACCAACUCAAAGUAGACGAGAUGAGAUUUCCUCUUCCUAGGGGCGUGGUCAGGGUCCACGUGUUGGAGGCCAAGGACCUGGUGGCCAAGGACACCUACAUGAUGGGCAUGGUGAAAGGCAAGUCGGACCCGUACGUCACGCUCCGAGUCGGCAACCGACACUUCAAAACCAAAACCAUCAAAGAAAGCCUGUCUCCGAAAUGGAAUGAGGUUUAUGAGUUUGUUGUUCACGAGGCGCCUGGACAGGAGCUGGAGAUAGAGCUGUUUGACGAGGACAGAGAUAAAGAUGAUUUUCUGGGAAAAUAUAACCUGGAUCUUGGAGAAGUGAAACGGGAGAAAGAAAUGGAUGAGUGGUUUCAUCUGGAAGGGGUUAAUAGCGGAGAGAUUCACCUGAAGCUGCAGUGGCUCGCCCUGAGAACCGAAUCCUCUCUGCUGAACGAGUCCAACGCCGGCCUGUCCUGCGCGAUGCUCGCUGUUUAUCUGGACAACGCUUCCAACCUUCCAAAAGACCAAAAGGAGUUAACCGUACAUCACAAACAUGGCAAACACAGCAAAGAGGCACGGCUCACCAAGAAGAAUGUGGGCCCCAACUCCUACGUGGAAUUUACUCUUGAUAAGGAUGUUCAGAAGAGCAAAGUUGCAUAUGCGAGUAAAAACCCAGUGUGGGAGCAGGGCUUCAACUUCUUUGUUCAGAACGUAAAAACUCAGGAGCUCACACUUCAGGUCAAAGACCACGAGAAGAAAUCUGUCCUCGGUUCUCUCAACAUUCCCAUUCUUCGCCUCUUCAACAUCUCCUCCAUGUGUCUGGACCAGAACUUCCCGCUGGAGCGCUCCGGACCCGACAGCCAGAUCAAACUGAAGGUCACUCUCAGAAUUCUUACUGAGGAACGGCCACCGCCUAAAAUCCCCGUCAGUUCUCCAUCAAACGUCAAACAGCAGAACCGGCAGGUGAAAGCAGGAGGAAACGCCGCCGCCGCCACACCGGUUCCCUCCAGCGGCGCGCCUGUGGCUUCCUCUCCGGGUCUGCCGGGAGUCCCGCUGGACGGGACGAACAAGGCAGCUUCACCUCAGCCGCGGCGCAACUCCUUCCUGGCUUCUGAAACCAGCAAACCCUCCAACCUAAACAUGCGUCGGUACGAUUCCCACAGCCUGCUGUCGGAGAACUCCAUCGCCUCGUCGCGCUUCGACCUCACAGACGGAGCGUCCUUUCCACAGGCCAUCAGGGACCAUCAGGGCUCGUUUGGGGAGAUCAACCUGACUGUUCGCUACGCUACCAUGAGGAACAAACUCAUGGUCCUGGUUCAUGCCUGCAGAAACCUGUUUCCCUGCAGCGACAGCGGCACGGACUCCUACGUCCGCAUAUAUCUCCUCCCAGACAACUCCUGGAGACACCGCAAGAAGACGCACGUCAAGAGGAAGACAGUCAGGCCUAUUUUUGAAGAAAAGUUUGAGUUUGACGUGUCGCUGGAAGACGCUCAAACCAGGCAGUUGGACGUGUCUGUCAAAAAUAACAAGAUGUUCCUAAAAAGGGAGAGAACAGACAUUGGAAUGUUGAUGUUGGAUCUCUCACAGAUCGAUCUAGUCAAAGGCGCCUCGGACUGGUUUGAACUUACAAUACCUGGACUGUCGAGAUCGACGAGGCAGAGUCACUUUUAGAGGAAGUGACUCUUUUCCAGCAGCUUCUAAAACUCUUAUUUUGAAACUCUGUUGAGGUGACGUUGUCUCUUCCCUGAAUGUUGCGGCGCCAAGCGAAUGUGCAAAUAUUUUGUUCUGUAUUAUGAGCAGCUUGGGCUGUAAUGAUAAAGCUAUUUGUAUCAUUUUAUUGAAAAUAUAUUUAAAAAAUGCUGAUUCAUUCCAUAGAGGCCAAAACAAUUUGUUUUUUCACUUCAUCUGUGCUGGAGUUGGAAAUAAUCCAAAUGAGAAACAACUUAAAAAUGAGAAUCAUUUUAAAUUGAGGAAAUUUCAAAAUAUUUGCUGAAUUUUAGAAAGUGUCUAUGCAGUCAGGUCGUUUUUCUGAAGUUUUGGGUAGAAAACUGAGAGCGAAUCACAGGAGGAGCCGAGAGCUUUUAAUGUUUUAGGAAGUUUUUAAACAUGUUCGCUUUUUCUCUAAAGUUUUUCCACAAACCGCAUUUCUUGUUGAAUAAUUUCUGUCAUCCAAGUGUUUCACUUUAACACAUUUUUACAUUAUAAAGUUCCAAAAUUGAAUUUUAUUUAAACAGUCACAUUUAUUGGUUGAAAACGUCAGCUUUGAGGCUAACAACUGACUCAUAAUAAAUACCAUAAAUCAUUUUAGGAUUUCUCUGAGAAAUUUAUGCACUAAUUUCUUUUAAAGUUUUCUGUUAUUUUUAAGUUACAAAGGAGAAUUGUUUCCAAGUUUGUUGAAGUAAAAAUGAAUUUUGUUUUCAGAUAUUUAUUAAAAAUAAACCUAUUCAAACAGA
Messenger RNA from Poecilia latipinna (sailfin molly), 3675 nucleotides. It is a transcript of the gene esyt3, whose product is annotated as extended synaptotagmin-like protein 3. Bases 383 to 2893 code for a protein of 836 amino acids. The record is from RefSeq and is a predicted model, not a curated record. Gene Ontology annotation, molecular function: calcium-dependent phospholipid binding; phosphatidylethanolamine binding; calcium ion binding. Gene Ontology annotation, cellular component: endoplasmic reticulum membrane. NCBI's taxonomy places the organism in Eukaryota, Metazoa, Chordata, Actinopteri, Cyprinodontiformes, Poeciliidae. The transcript is spliced from 23 exons. Gene Ontology annotation, biological process: lipid transport.